This is a messenger RNA of Phoenix dactylifera (date palm), 1916 nucleotides long. The record is from RefSeq and is a predicted model, not a curated record. NCBI's taxonomy places the organism in Eukaryota, Viridiplantae, Streptophyta, Magnoliopsida, Arecales, Arecaceae.
UAUUUAAAGCCCGGGAGCGCUCCAUCUAUCGGAAGUCCCAACCGUCUCAGAGCUCAAGCGAGGGGGCUUCAUCUCUUGCGUUCCAAUUGGCCAUCUCUUCGAAUUUAACGUUUGAUGGAGAGUUCAGGAGCUCCAUCGCGAACGGCUGAGGAAGCUUUUCCGAAUCUUUCCGAUCAACAGGUAUCUGAUGCAGGUGAAAGAGUUCAAGGAGAAACUGUAUCAAGAUCCUUGGGAACCGCACUGCCUACUUCUGUGGAAAGAACUAUUUCUCUGGAAUCUAGUGCUAGUUCAACUAGAAAAACAGGGUUACCUCCGAGACAGACUUCAGCAAGGAUAAAAUCAUCCAUCAGAAAUCAGCUUCCGCGGUUCGGGUUUCAGACCACAGAUUUGACCCCACAAUGUGAUCAGGCAGUUCUCACUCAGGCGCUGUUUUCAGAACAACAGCAGGAGAAAACUUCUGCAUUGAGGCCAUCCUCUCUGACCAAAGAUGUGUCCUCUGUAUCAGCACAUAGGACACGCUCUUUACCUGUGACACAAGCGGCCGGUUCAGGUCUUCCAUCUGUACAGGAGAAUCUCAAAAUUGACCUCUCUGAUUUGGAUCAGAAAGAAGAUAUUCGGAAGCAGAUUCCACGCUCAUUUUCACUACCUGGCAAUGUCAAAAGCAGUUUGCAGCAGAUCAAUUCAUUUGGGGUUCUAGUCUGUGUAAUGUCAGCAAACUCGCACUCUACUGUUGAUGGUGGUUCGCCAAAUCAUGCUGUAGAAGCAAAUGAAGCAACUCAAGAAGAAGGGGAAGAUAUUCUUGAGGAAGAGGCAAUCUGCCGAAUAUGCUUUCUUGAUUUCAAGGAUGGUAGGCAGGUUCUGAAGAUGGAGUGCAGUUGCAAAGGUGAACUUGCACUUGCACAUGAGGAGUGUGCGGUCAAAUGGUUUAGCAUUAAAGGUAAUAAGACAUGCGACAUCUGCAAGCAGGAUGUUAAAAACCUACCUGUGACUUUAAUGAGAUUACAGAAUCCUCAGACUGCUAUUGUCCAGCCGCCAAAUGCACUUCGGCAGAGGCAAGCUACCCACGAUAGGGUUUGCAACAAUAUGCAAUUUUUGAUUGCAUUCAGCAUGCUUUCCUAUAUAUGUUUCCUGGAGCUUGUUAUGACGACAACUUUGAAGAAACAGGCAUCUGAUACAGGCACACAUAUUCUGGCUAUAUCUUUGCCUCUCGGUAGUAUUCUUGGUUUUCUAUCAUCCAUGAUAACUUCUCUAGUGGCAAGCGGAAGUGGCAUAUGGGUGUAUGCUUUUUUUCAGUUUGCAGUUGUAACAAUGUGUGCUUACAUCUUCUAUCAUGUGUUCUUGUCUACAAAUUUACAGCUGAAAGCGGCAACUGUAGUAAUGGUCCUACUAUCCUCAUUCAUCGGAUUUGGAAUCGCCGUCAGUGCAUAUUCUCUAUUUCGGGAUUACUUGUCACAGAGAGCUAGGUGGAAUCUGCAUUUUUUUCUCCAGCAAAAUGUAGGAGGUGGGAAUCGCCCAAAUUCUAUCAACAAUAUUGAAAUCGAAAACAUGGAUGCUCCCCAGCAGCAAGAAAUCGGGAAUAAUGCUGCUGUUUAACACCAUGGAUGGCAUUAUUUAAUAAUUCCAUUGCAGAUUAUUUGAAGAAUUUUGUUCGCAUAAACAUUGCUGCUGUACAAUGUGGGGCAGGCUCGGUUCCACAAUCACCAUUUUCUGCAAGAUAUUAGUAGUUGAUAUAAGAGAAGCGUGCAUUAUUAUUAAGCAGCCCAGAGGAUGAGAAGGAAUGAAGAGUACUGGAUCAUGUUAUUGACAAAAUUUGUACAUAUGGGUAAAGGGAUGCCUUUUACUGCUCUGAGAUCUUCUUAACACUGUUGUCAUAAAGCAUCUGUGCUUCUUUUGAGAAUGGAAGUGCAGUAUAUACA